GCUGAAAAGCUGGUUGCCGAUCCAGCAGGGGCUGGUCGACGUCAGGUUGUUGGACUUGGAACUGAAGUUUCGCGACUCGGCGGAAAAAACAUUGAAUUUCUCGAUGACCACCGUGCCUGGCAGCGGUCGGGGUGCUGAAUCGAGCUGCCAAGCGUAGCAAACUCGUUUCGGACACAGUUGGACGAAGGGUCGGACGGCGUGUCUGCGAGUUGUGCGGCUGCGGCGGUCAAUAUGGCUUCGUCUCUAGAAGGAAGGUUGAACGACGACUUGUUCAACGAGGACGUCGUCUACCGGUACAACAAGAAGGGCAACAUCCAGUACGGCCUGGUCCUGGAGAACUCGGAGCUCUACAGCAGCGACGACAACUCGGACAGCGAGAAUUUCGGCCGUCUCAAGAGCGGACACAUUCGAAUUGCGUGGCACCCCAAGGGCUCCGAGGAGGUCAUCCCCCAGAAAAAGGUUGGUCUGGCCGACAGGUCGUUGAUGCCCGGUGACGUCGUCCGGCAAAUGAUCAAGGGCAAGGACACCCAGAGGGGCUACUGCAGGUUCAUCGACAUGAGCGCCAAUGUGCAGGUCAUCGGCACAAACCAGGUCAUCGGCACAAACCUGGUCAUUGCCAACAUCAAAAGCGCCAAACUCGUACCUCUAGAGGAAUUUUCUCCCGACAUUGUGGUGUGCCUAGACUCGUGGGUCGGAGGAAUUCGACAGGUCAACACAAGUCUGGAACUGAAAUUGAACGACGGUUGCACAUGUAUCGUCAGUGAUUUGGAAAACUUCACUUUUGAGGAUGCAGAUGAAAAGAACAAAAGGGAUGGGGAAUUCAAUCAUGCUGAUUAUUACCCAGGCCAGGUACUGAAUGGGCCUCUGAUGUCUUUGGCAAAAGCAAAUUGGCUGCACACAACCAAAGAGCUGAGAGCAUCCCUGCAAAACCCAAAAGUUGGUAAAAUGGUGAAUGUCGUUGUUGAAAAUGUGCAGGUGGACUCGGUGAAUGUCCACUGGCAGUGCAAAGCCUACUCGAAAGACAGCAUCAGCGGAGACAAAGAGCAGCCAAAGCACAUUGUGUCUGGAGAUGAUUUGAAGAGAUUGAAGAUGAUCAACGUGUUUGAGCCUUGCUCGCUGCAAAUUGGCGACCGCAAUUACUACACCGUUGAGCAAAACGACCUGAUCAUCCCAAAGGAGUGCUGGCGUCGAAUGCAGAAGGAAAGGUUUCCACUUCUUCCAGGAGCAAAAAACAAGAAGCUGCUCGGCCCGAAAAAGGUGCCCAGCAAAGAAGAGGACGAAGGGACGGUGAGCAGUGCCAGCUUGUCUCCUCUGCACUUGGCUCCUCCUGGGGCUCCUGCCUCUGGUUCGACCAGCCCUUCCCCAACUCAUCUCGCGCCUCCCUCUCCAUUGCCUCUGCGGAAGUCGGACACUGACGAUUGGGACACCGAGGACACUGGCAGCUUCUCAGACACAGCGUCACUCAGCAGUACCUGCAGCAACACUUCUCAAGGUAAAAAGAAGAAAGGCCCUGCAUUGAUGACGAAAGUGUUGAAAACAAAGAAGCUGCGGCGUGCCAGGAAACGGACUGAAAAACCAUUCAACAUGAAGCCUGGGGACAGGGUCGUGGUUGAAACACUGUCCACGUCUUCAGUGGCUGACGUUGUUUGGCAGGACGGGGUGAUCGAGAAGCAGAUUCCCUCGACCAUGCUCUACCCAAUUCACCACUUGGACGACAAAGAAUUCUUUCCCGGUGACUUUGUCGUCGAAAACAAAGAAGAUGCCUUAAUUCAAGUGUACGGAGUGGUCCAGAGUGUUGACCACGCUGGACGAACUUCCCGAGUUAAGUGGUUCAAAACGUACACUUCCCUGGAUGACCCAAAGCCUACUGCUUUGGAUGAGAAGGAGGUCAGUGUGUAUGACCUGAAGGACCACCCUGACUUUCAAUACCGCCCUGGAACUGUUGUGAUCAGGGUUGCUAACUUUGAAGGUGAAGAUGCUGCUUGCACUGCUGGACAAGUGCUUGAUAAUUAUCCGGAAGGAAGGGUGCAGGUUUGGUGGGUGGAUAAUCACGUUUCCAUGUGCUGGCCACAGGACUUAUACAGGGUUGGGGAGUACGACAGUGACGAGGGAGAGCUGUGGGACACCCCAGCCAGUGAUGCUUCGUGGGAGACUGAAUCUGAAGACUGUUACAUUGCUGAUGUUGGUUGUCCUGAUGACGACCUGGAUGAAAUUGCUCUUAAACCUAAGUUGGGUGCUAACAUUGAAAAGGCGAGAAUCGCCAUGUCAAGACUUGAGGAAAUUUUCACUCAGAAUCCAGCCUUGCAGACUACUGGAGUGAUGAGGCAGCUCUUGGACGUAUACAAAGACUGCCGGUAUUUGGACAAGUUGAUGGGAACUACUUUUUUCCACGAGAGCCACUUCCAAGGUUUGUUGGAAAGAGUGCGUGAAAGGGGCCGCAGCAAUGUGGCGCAAAGAGUGGCCGACCAGGUGAGCCGCCUGUUCCGAUCAGGAGAGAGCGACGACCAGACAACAUCCUCAACUGACAGCACUCGCACCAUGGAGGACUCUGGCUGCAUCAGCAACAACAAGGACAGCAGCAGCAGUCCCAGCGACUCUCUCACCUCGGCUGAAUUUCUCCUCUGCGAAAAUCUUGCAAAUCUGGAGCGGCAGAUGACGGCCGCAGCCAGCAACGCACCACAGUCGCCUUUGACAAACAAGUCUUACGCCGACGCAGCCAAACAGGACAAUGCGUCUUCCGCCUCCGAGGACAUGCGGACUCCGAAUGUGUGCGUCAAACUGUGCUCGUUGAUCAAGGGCCAGCUGCUGAAUGCCCUGCAGGAAGUGACCACCAGGUUCGGAGGACAAAUCACCCUGAGCCAGGCUCGGCAGGAGGCCAACAUGCCCGACUCUCCUGAUUUGCCUCCGAAACUUGAGGAGACUGAGAAAAAGGAAGAACCUGUGGAAGAGGAAACUGGAAAGGACGCAGCACCCCUGGCUUCCUGUGAGGAACUCGAGUUGAGUGUUGAGGCUGAGGUAGGCGUUCCGAACGGCCACGGGCCUGAGAAGAAGAAGGUGUUCGGAGAAGGUUUUGUGAUUGAGGACAGUGCUCCGAACAGCCACAAAUUCAAACUCACUAUGUUCCAACCGACUGAGCCAAAAGUAUUUUUCCAAGCGGUGAGCAAAGAACACAAACUGCUGAGGACCUCCUUGCCUGGAGGGAUAUGUGUCAAAGGAUUUGAAGACAGAAUGGAUUUGUAUUCGGUUAUGAUCAAAGGCCCGGCAAAGACGCCUUACGAGGAUGGAUUAUUUUUCUUUGACUUCCAACUGUCGUCCAAUUAUCCUAAGGCUCCUCCCGUCUGCCACUACAUCAGCUAUUGCAGCGACAGGCUGAACCCGAAUUUGUACGAGGACGGCAAAGUUUGUGUCAGUCUGCUCGGCACCUGGAGUGGCAAAGGCACCGAAGUGUGGACUCUCAACUCUACCCUCUUGCAAGUCAUAGUCUCAAUCCAAGGAUUAAUUCUAGUCAGCGAGCCGUAUUUCAAUGAAGCCGGCUAUGAAAAGCAAAAAGGGUCACAGCAAGGCAGGGAGAACUCUCGGAUGUACAAUGAGAUGGUUGUACUGAAGCAGGUGCAGGCGCUUACUAAAAUGCUGAUCCAACCGCCAAGCAUUUUCAAGGAGGAAAUCAUGCAUCACUUCAAUGAACAUGCAUACAAGCUAAUUGACAGACUUGAAAGUUGGCUCAAGAUAUCGGAGCAGUACAAUAAUACUCAUCCUCUGUCUCCUACGACUCCGACAACUUUCAGAGAAGUUCACGGAGAAGUUGUCUUUUCCGUGGCCAACAUCCAGCUGCCUGAGUUUCCUUUGAUUCCUGCCUCGAAAGGGUUUUGCCUCACGCUUAGCAAGAGCCUGGCCACAUUCCAAGAAGUGCUCACCUCUGUCGGCAUUCACAGAGCAACUAGCAGUAGUUAGUGGUGUGUCCCGAGCCAGAAAUUAUAUCCGACACCUUUCUGGCUCCGUCAUGGCUCGAAAUCGAGUCUGAGAAGAAGAUAAAAAAAAGGUUUGCUUAUAUGCAAUUACAAGUAUCAUGUGUUUCAGCUUAAGAUAUUAUUUAUUUCACUCGCCGUCUUUUUAUUUUUAUUCUGCACAAAAUAAUGAUAUAUUGUUUGUCAAACGAAAAUUAGUGGUCGAUCUGAAAGAAACUCACUUAUAAGUGCGUACAUACAAAUCACCUAAGAAGAUUAUUCUCAUUGGAUCAAGUGCCAAAAUUCAUGCGAAUUGAGAGUGAAACUUUUAAUUAGUUGUCAGAGAUUAUUAAAAUGUAGUUCAUAUGAAUGUUUUUGUGCUCAAAAAAAGGUUGUAAUCUACCAAUUUUAGUUUUUAAUCCUGCCACUUAAUUGCUUUAAGUAGCCGUUACUGUGCUCAAUUUAAUGGAAGGAAGUAAAAAUAACGCAACUGAUCCAAAGAUCAAACAAGUAAGCCAAAUAAUCAACUUGCCUCUCUGAUGAGUUUUGUGUAUAGCGUGGCACUUUAUUGCUCUUGUUAAGCUUGCAACUUGUUAGUAGGCUCCUCAGGGAUAUGCACUACAAUACCAAAAAAAUGUGGUAACUUUAUCAAAACCUCCCCCAGCAAACCCACAUGCAGGGAUUGCUCCUUUUCAUUAACAAUUAUUAUAUUACUUAUGUUCAGCCUCUAUUGACGUUGGUGUUACAAAUAAAUUAAAUCUCGGAAAGUUUAAUAAUUCUUAAAUUAUAUAAAAUUAUUUGUCGGGUGAGGUCUGGUUUCAGUGGCGCUCGAACCAGAUGGACCCUGUCCAAAGUUUUGGUUGGAUGGUGGCGUGUUACAUUUAAGCUAAUCGAAGCAAUAUUUUUGAGGAUAAUUAUUACAAUUGAAAACUCAAUGAUAAACUUGAGCAGUUUGAGUUAAAAUAAUAAGAUUUUCAGUUUGGCUGUGUCUUGAUACCAAGAGUACCGCUCUCUCGGUUCACGCUUUUGUCGUUCAAGGAAAUUUGUCGAGGAAGACGUUCACAUUUUAGCGCAGUGGUCAGAGGAGCCUCUUUUCACUUCUUUUCGAAAAAAGAUAAAUUUCACGACGGGGCUCAGAAAACUCAACAAUACAUGCUUCUAUCAUUUACUAUCCAAUCAAAAAAAACUGCCCAAAAA
Neocloeon triangulifer is the source of this 5141-nucleotide messenger RNA. Its product is annotated as (E3-independent) E2 ubiquitin-conjugating enzyme UBE2O. NCBI's taxonomy places the organism in Eukaryota, Metazoa, Arthropoda, Insecta, Ephemeroptera, Baetidae. The record is from RefSeq and is a predicted model, not a curated record. The coding region runs from base 232 to 3951 and encodes 1239 amino acids. The transcript has 16 exons.